Messenger RNA from Xenopus laevis (African clawed frog), 2531 nucleotides. RefSeq lists its product as uncharacterized. Bases 1 to 2214 code for a protein of 737 amino acids. The record is from RefSeq and is a predicted model, not a curated record. The transcript has 14 exons. Lineage: Eukaryota; Metazoa; Chordata; Amphibia; Anura; Pipidae.
AUGGAAUCUAAGAAGACUCAGAACCGCCAUUCUCUUGCCUGCAAGUUUUGCCUCAGGACUCAGGAAACCUUGACUGUUCACCUGAGAAGAGCCUGCAAGAGAGAUGCAGAUGCAGAAGAAAUUGAGCUUCUGAUGCAGGAAGCAAAAGCAAAGAUGCGAUCAAUCCUGAAAGGGCUUAGUGUCGUUAAAUAUGAAGACCUGGACUAUAAGGAUUCUGAUCCUCUGGAUUUUUUUGUCAAUUUCCUUGAGAAAAAUGGCUGCUAUGUUAGAGGGAAGCCUGAGAAGUCAGCAAGCUCUCCCAUGGAAGAGAGAAUACGUCCAUCCGAUAUAAACAGAACCAAGGUGAACCUCAAUCGGGCAGCUGACAAAGUAGUGGAGAGACAGGCACCUUUUAAAGAUCUGGACCUGUCACAUAAGAAGACCAAACCUGUACAUGAAAAAGAGGUGAAGACACAAGGACCUGUUAAAGUGCUGGACCUCUCUGUCAGGUCACAUAAGAAGACCAAACCCAGCCCAGUGAACGCUGAAAAAGUGCAGAGACACCGACCUAUUGCUGAACAGCCGGACCACCCCAUGGAGUCAGAAGAGGAGGACAUCGUAGGCCCUGUAAAUGAAAAAGAGGUGGAGACACGAGGACCUUUUAAAAAGCUGGACAUCCCUGUUGAGUCAGACAAUGCAUGCCCAUCGACUGAUGAUAAUGAUGAUGAUGAAAAUCCAAAAAAGCUGGACCAGAGCAAGACAGAGUCACAUCUAAUUCUGCUGAAGAAAAAAAUGAAGGCAGCCGGGAUGUACAGGAAACACUCUCUUGAAUGUGAUCUUCUUGUUAGUUUCCGAACAUUUCUUCAGCAAGAAUUACGAGUUAGAAGAUGGUCACAAGAGGUUGGAAAUGUGGCCAGGUUUUUAUAUUUUGUGGACCCCUCCAAACCCUCCUUAAAGUUCCUGGAUGAUACACCGAAGACAGUGGCUUUUUUUACUAAACUGGCAAGUUUGGGGAACAGUCAUGCCACUCAGUUCACCUACCUGAAGCACAUUAAAAGGUUUGUUCGGUCUCAGAUGAAUACUCUAACUUCAUCACAUCAAUCUAAAGAAACCGUGGAAAGAUGUAGGCUGUUUCUCGAGAUGACUGCGGGUCUACAGGGAAAGCUGAGCAAAGGAAUUUCAGCUGAGACUGUGGGGAAAAAGUAUGACUACAUGACAUCUGGAAAAAAGGACCCAGUGGAGUGUCAGAGGAUUCUCGUAGAGGCAAGGCCAACGAUCGAGCAGCUGAUAAAGAAGGCCAAGAUGGGUGGAACACUUUUGGAUAAAGAAAAGUGUGUUGUCCUCUAUUACUUGGAGGCAAUAGUUGUCCUAAAGCAACUCCAGCGACCAGGAGUUGUGCAGAACAUGACUGUUGAAGAAUGGCGCAACAGGAAAUUGUCGGACUGCAAGACACGUAUGGCCAUUGCUGUAAAAAAACAUAAGACUGCUACACAGCAAGUCGCCACUGUACUUUUAGAAGAAGAAGAAGAACAGUGGUUUUAUGUGUUCUAUAAAAAAAUACGGCCAUCCUUUAUCAGGAGUGGGACAAGCCCGAAGACAUUCUUUAUCUCAUCAUCAGGGGAGCCGAUUCACAGUGUGACAAACGACAUUGCUAGACUUCAUAAGAAGUUUAAUUUGCGCCCUAUGACUAGUCAAGAGGCUAGAAGAAGAAUGGAGACAUACAUGGCCUCCCACUUAAAAACUGAUGCAGAGAGGUACUCGUUUGCCAAGAUGCUGGGCCAUUCAAAUUUGACUGCCGAAAGGGUUUAUCGAGAGAAGACCAUUGAAAAUAUGGUAGAAGCGGCAGAAGUCAUGAAGAAGGCAUUGUAUGGCCCCCAGGCUUCAACAUCAAGGUUUAAACAGAUGCCACAGCAGCCACUGGAAACAGAAAGUACAGUAGUCUCUCGAGACUUGAGGGAGAAUGCUUUUGAGAGAUUCAAAAAAGCCCGUCCAGUCACCCAUGAUGCAAAUCCUCCAUGCUUAAAGGCAGCGUUAGCCUUUUCCAAUGAGUACGGCCAGUACUUUUAUGAUCAAUGGAGAAAACUACAGAACAAGAUGAGGGUGGAUUAUGUUGCUGGAAUUUUCAAAUAUCAGAAACCAAAUGAAGAGAGAGUGAGAGAAUGUAUCGAAGGCCAUGCAUGGAAGACCAACUUACCACGGAUACGGGAUAUUCUGGAAACCAUAAAGCCACGUUGAUAGCAAACCAGGUUUCUAAACACGUGUCAAGUGGAGUGAGCAUGAAUUCAGCUGGAUAAAAGUUUGAAAGUUUGAAAGUUUGAAAAGAUUGGUGGAAUGCAUUGGCAUCUGCAGAUUUCCUCAUAACAGAUGUAGAUGAGACAUUAGCACCUUAAACCAUCAAGAGAGUUGGAAGAGAUUGUUCGUCUAAUGAAUAUGUCAGAUGGGAGAAACCUUGCCCUGUUUUGGAUUCUGCAGCAUUUUUAAUGACUGGUAGCCAAAUAGAAAUAUUUGGCUGGGAGUUUUUGUUGGGGGGGUUUUUUGUUUUGAAAAUGUUU